Messenger RNA from Camelina sativa (false flax), 2639 nucleotides. The record is from RefSeq and is a predicted model, not a curated record. Lineage: Eukaryota; Viridiplantae; Streptophyta; Magnoliopsida; Brassicales; Brassicaceae.
AGUUAUACCCACACUCUUUUUGCUCUUCUGUGCGUAUACGCGCGUGAGACAGAGAACACAAGAAAAAAAAAAAAACAUCAAAUCUUUGCUACUUCUCUUUGGUCGUAUCCGUAUAUAUGUUCUUUCUUAUAAGCAAAAAAUAAUCGCUUUCAUAAACUCAGAUUUGUUUCUCUUUUGUUUCCAAUGGUGGAAGAAGACAAGUGAUGUGUGUUCUGUUCUUGGAGUUUAUUUCUCUUCCUUAUGAUUCAUUCAUCAAUCUGAGAAGAUCAAUAUCAAAUCUCUGUUUCUUCCUCUGUCUCUCUUAAGUCAAAACCCAUUCUACUUCUUCUUCUCUUUGAGAUCAGUCACAAAGUUGAGCUUUGUUACAGAAGAUUCCUAGUGAGACACAAGAAAAUGCAGAGACAGAGACAUAAGCGUUCUAAGAGUUGUACUGUUCCUGAAAAGAAAAAGCUUGAAGAUGAGAAUAGCAUUGACUGUUCUCUUAAUGCUUCUCAACGCCUCAAGCUCGACUUACCUCGUUGCGGUGAAACGAAGAAGGAUCUAUCCCCGGAUGUAAAAUUCAAGAGCUCUUUGAAGCAAGAGAUUCAAGAGCUUGAGAAAAGAUUGCAAAACCAGUUUGAUGUCCGCGGUGCGUUAGAGAAGGCAUUAGGCUAUAAGACACCUUCUCGAGACAUCAAAGCUGACUCAACACCAAAGCCUCCAACAGAAUUGAUCAAGGAAAUCGCAGUGCUGGAAUUGGAAGUUUCACAUUUGGAACAGUACCUUCUAUCUUUGUACCGUAAAGCAUUUGAUCAACAAACAUCUUCUUUAUCUCCACCAACAUCGAAACAACAUAGCUCGACUUCACCUAAGUCCACUCUCAGAGGAAAACGUCUAGACUUCUCAACAACACCUGAUGAAUCUCGGUGUUUCUCCUUUGACAACAGACUGAAGAGUCCACACUUGGUUGAGAAGGAACUAGAGUCUCCUAACAUUAGAUGCAGACAAGAAAGCUUAGCCACGCAACCUCGGUGUUUCUCGUUUGACAAUAGACUGAAGGAACCUGGUUCUGCUGGUCGAACAUUCAACCAAGAAAACUCAAGAAUGGAUUCUCAGUGUUUCUCCUUUGACAAUAGAGUGAAGGAACCUGGUUCUGCUGCUCGGCAGUUCAAUCAAGAAAACUCAACAAUUGAUUCUCGGUGUUUCUCCUUUGACAAUAGACUAAAAGAUCAAUGUUUUGUUGAGAAGGAAGACAUUGAUUCAUGUGUUCGCCGUUGCCAAUCCUCUCUUAAUCAACGUUCCACCUACAAGAACCGAAUCUCUCCACCAGAAGACUCGGUAUUCGCUUGCCACUCCCAACCAUUGUCCAUACAUGAAUAUAUACAAAAUGGAUCAAAUGCUGCAAGCCUUGCAGAACACAUGGGAACUAGGAUAUCAGAUCACAUAUUUAUGACUCCAAACAAGUUAUCAGAGGAAAUGAUAAAAUGUGUAUCUGCUAUAUACUCUAAGCUAGCAGAUCCACCAUCGAUAAACCAUGGUUUCUCAUCACCUAGUUCAUCUCCAUCUUCAACAAGCGAGUUUUCACCUCAAGACCAGUAUGAUAUGUGGAGUCCAAGCUUCAGGAAAAACUCGUCUUUCGAUGAUCAGUUUGAGUUUAGCGGACCUUAUAACUCAAUGAUCGAAGUGUCACAGAUUCAUCGAAACCAUAGGAAAGGACGUGACCUUGACUUGAUGAAUCGAAACUUCAGCUUACUUAUUAAGCAACUGGAAAGUGUUGAUCCGAGAAAGCUCACUCAUCAAGAGAAACUUGCCUUCUGGAUUAACAUACAUAACGCACUUGUGAUGCAUACAUUUCUAGUAAAUGGUAUUCCACAGAACAAUGGGAAGCGUUUUUUACUGCUCUCCAAGCCAGCUUACAAAAUAGGAGGUCGCACGGUAAGCAUAGAAGCGAUACAAAGUUAUAUUCUUCGCAUCAAGAUGCCUCGUCCUGGCCAGUGGCUGAAGUUAUUACUUAUUCCGAAAAAAUUCAGAACAGGAGAUGAACAUCAAGAAUAUUCCCUUGACCAUUCUGAGCCUCUCUUAUUCUUUGCACUUUGUUCAGGCAACCAUUCAGAUCCUGCGAUUCGUGUUUAUACGCCUAAGGGAAUAUACCAAGAGCUAGAAACUUCAAAAGAGGAAUACAUCCGUGCAAUGUUUGGUGUGAAAAAAGACCAGAAGCUAGUCUUACCAAAGAUCAUUGAGUCUUUUAGCAAAGAUUCAGGUUUGAGUCAAGCGGCAUUGAUGGAGAUGAUUCAAGAAUGCCUUCCAGAGACAAUGAAGAAAACUAUAAAGAAACUUAACUCAGGGAGAUCCCGAAAGAGCAUUAUCGAAUGGACGCCUCAUAGUUUCGUGUUUCGGUAUUUGAUAUCCAGAGAACUUGUUAGAUGAAUAAUUCUUUAAAGGGUUUUGAUAUCAGGGUCUCAGUUUCUUGGUAAUGUUAUUGGUGAAGUAUAUAGGAGAAUGUAUUGUGGAGUGUAGAAAGUAGAAAUAGAAAUUAGAGGAAACACUGCCUGCCGUUUCUUGGUUACCAAUCCGGGAUGAUGUUUUGGCUCUUGUAUUGUCUUUUGUUGCAGAAGAAUAGACUAUUGUACAUACAACAAAAUCAAUUCCCUUAUUUAUUA